Molecule: messenger RNA, 490 nt
Organism: Drosophila mauritiana
Lineage: Eukaryota; Metazoa; Arthropoda; Insecta; Diptera; Drosophilidae
Product: ATP-dependent RNA helicase DED1
Source: RefSeq, a predicted model, not a curated record
AGACCAGGCGGGGGAUCAGCUCGAAUAUAGUUAGAACAUUGGGUGAACAAGACAACGGAGACGGAACGAUGCGCAUUUACCACCUGAAUCUAUUAGUGCUAAGUGCCGGCCUACUGGUCCUGCUGGCAAAGUCGGGGACCAGCCCCCAGGCGGAUGAGGAUGUACAGCAACUGACUCUGGCGGAUGUAAAUCAGGCGGAGGAGCAGCAGGAGAUGCCGGCUGUUCGCCUGGCCAGGCAAUUUGGAUUCGGCCGUGGAGGAUUCGGCAGAGGACGCGGCGGAUUUGGCGGAAGGCGAGGCGGCGGUGGAUUCCGGAGACCCGGUUUCGGUGGCGGUGGAUUCGGUAGAUUCUACCCACCGCCACCGCCCUUCUUCGGCGGCCCCUUCUACGGCUAGGUGUUAUUAAUUUAAUGUGCAUAUAUGUGAUACGCACAGACCAGGAUUAGCUACUAAUAAAUCAACACGAGCUGCUGCUCUCAUUAUCCUACCAA